Monopterus albus (swamp eel) is the source of this 4256-nucleotide messenger RNA. RefSeq names its product amyloid beta A4 protein-like. The transcript is spliced from 18 exons. Gene Ontology annotation, cellular component: early endosome; membrane raft; Golgi apparatus. Bases 141 to 2399 code for a protein of 752 amino acids. Gene Ontology annotation, molecular function: serine-type endopeptidase inhibitor activity; signaling receptor activator activity; heparin binding. The record is from RefSeq and is a predicted model, not a curated record. Gene Ontology annotation, biological process: axonogenesis; central nervous system development. Lineage: Eukaryota; Metazoa; Chordata; Actinopteri; Synbranchiformes; Synbranchidae.
GGAGCUAAACAGGGAGGGAUCAACGGGAUUGGAACAUUUUAGCCGCCGCUGUGUCGACACUCUAACCACCUGCUUUAACAUAUUUUUUCUGACGGAGAACUCGUGAACAUAACGGAGGUGCUGGAUACCGUGAGGACGGCAUGGGGGAGCACACGGCGUUUCUGCUGUUACUGUUGGCGACCUUGACGCUUUCAUCCGAGGUGCCUGCUGAUGACUCUGUGGGUUUGCUAACAGAGCCCCAGGUGGCCAUGUUCUGUGGAAAGCUCAACAUGCACAUCAACGUGCAGAGUGGCAAAUGGGAGUCUGACCCCUCUGGCACUAGGACCUGCAUCAGCACCAAGGAGGGCAUCCUGCAGUACUGCCAAGAGGUGUACCCGGAGCUGCAGAUUACAAAUGUUGUGGAAGCUAACCAGCCCGUCAACAUCCAAAACUGGUGCAAGAAAGGCCGCAAGCAGUGUCGCAGUCACACACACAUCGUUGUGCCAUACCGCUGCUUGGUUGGGGAGUUUGUGAGUGAUGCCCUGCUUGUUCCUGACAAGUGUAAGUUCCUACACCAGGAGCGAAUGGAUCAGUGUGAGAGCCACCUGCACUGGCACACUGUAGCCAAAGAGUCCUGUGGAGACCGCUCCAUGAAUCUCCAUGACUACGGGAUGCUGUUGCCAUGUGGCAUCGACCGUUUCCGAGGGGUGGAGUUUGUCUGCUGUCCAGCAGAGGCUGAAAGAGAGACAGACAGUACGGAUCUAGAAGGGGAGGAGUCAGACGUCUGGUGGGGGGGAGCUGAGACUGAAUACUCAGAUAACAGCAUGUCGCGUCCAGCAGACACAGAGCCUGCCACCACUGAAGAUGAUGAAGAUGAGGAUGAACAGGCAGACGCCUUUGAAAGGGAUGAGAACGGAGAUGGAGAAGAUGACAAGGGGGACGAAGAAGACGACGACGUGACCGAUGAACAUGAUAGUGAUGAGCGCAGUACUAACAUUGCUAUGACGACCACUACCACCACCACCACUGAAUCAGUUGAAGAGGUCGUUCGAGCUGUGUGUUGGGCUCGUGCUGAGACGGGCCCAUGUCGUGCCAUUCUGGAGCGUUGGUACUUUGUGCCUGAGAAGGGCCGCUGUGCUCCCUUCUUGUUUGGGGGCUGUGGGGGCAACAGGAAUAACUUUGAAUCAGAGGAGUACUGCCUAGCUGUCUGCAGCAGUUCGAUACCCACCAUAGCCCCCAGCCCUCCGGACGCAGUGGAUCGGUACCUUGAAUCUCCUGGGGACGACAACGAACACAGUGACUUCCAGAAGGCCAAAGAAAGUCUGGAGGCCAAACACAGUGAAAAGAUGUCCCAGGUGAUGAGGGAGUGGGAAGAGGCUGAGAGAAAGGCCAAGAACCUUCCUCGUGCUGACAAGAAAGCUGUCAUCCAGCACUUCCAGGACAAGGUGGAGGCCCUGGAGCAGGAGGCAGCAGGGGAGAGGCAGCAGCUGGUGGAAACCCAUAUGGCUCGAGUGGAAGCUCUGCUCAACAGCCGCCGGCGCUUGGCUCUGGAAAAUUACCUCAGUGCCCUACAGGCCAAACCACCACGGCCUCGUCAGGUGCUGAGUCUGCUGAAGAAGUACGUGUGUGCAGAGCAGAAGGACAGGCAGCACACGCUGAAACAUUACGAGCACGUCCACACAGUCGAUCCCAAGAAGGCUGCACAAAUCCGACCUCAGGUUUUGACCCAUCUUCGUGUGAUUGAUGAGAGGAUGAAUCAGUCACUGGGUCUGCUCUACAAAGUGCCCAGUGUGGCCGAUGAGAUCCAAAACCAAGUUGCGGUUAUAUUACAGAGGGUUCAGUCGGAGCUGUCUCAGCAAGUCUCUUCCCUGCAGAGUGACGGGCGGGUGGAUGGCAGGGUGAGUUAUGGUAAUGACGCUCUGAUGCCUGAUCAGACCUUCAGCUCUGCUCCUAUGGACCCUGGCCUGGAUGGACUUGGCUUCAUCCACCCUGAGAGCUUCAACCAGGCCAACACAGAGAACCACGUCGAGCCUGUUGAUGCUCGUCCAAUUCCAGAUAGAGGGUUGCCCACACGGCCUGUAUCUGCUCUGAAACCAGAGGAGAUGCCAAAAGUGCGGAUGGAGACCGAAGAGAAGCAAAAUGCUGGUUAUGAAGUUUACCAUCAAAAACUGGUGUUUUUUGCUGAGGAUGUGGGGUCCAAUAAAGGUGCCAUCAUUGGACUUAUGGUUGGAGGAGUUGUCAUAGCAACUGUGAUUGUCAUUACCCUCGUGAUGCUGAGGAAGAAACAGUACACUUCUAUUCAUCACGGUGUAAUCGAGGUGGAUGCAGCAGUGACCCCAGAGGAGCGUCACCUGGCCAAGAUGCAGCAGAAUGGCUAUGAGAAUCCCACCUACAAAUUCUUCGAGCAGAUGCAUAACUAAAGACCUGCUCGCCAACAUUUUCUUCAGGUGUAUCCCAUCACGCACUCCCACUCAGAGGCUCUGUUCCAUUCUGCUCCCUUGCCCUCAGCCCCUACACUUUCAGUUUCUCACCCUGUUAAGGGAGGAGGAUAGGUGUGCAGAUUAAUGCAAAGGCAGAUUUUUAUCUUGCUUGAAAGUUGGGAAAAGAUAAGUGAAAACUUUGUAACAAUGCAUGUCUCAGUGAGGGGCUUGGACCAAAGGAAACUGACAUGGAACAAAGCCUCCUUAACCCCUGAUCCCUUGAUUGUACAGAGCCACACUAGAGCUUACAUUUACCUUCCAAUUGGUUAGACAAGGGUACCCCAUUUCACUUGGACAGUUCAGCCAGUCACAACAAAAACAUCAUAGGGUUUGUACUGAAAAACCAACACCCUGUUGACAACUGUCAUGAAGUUACUGCACUACCGCGCUCGCAGCUGAGACCACUUUGACGAGACCUUGUUCUGUUUUCCUCAAACUGUCCCACACAGCCCUGCCCUCAGAUGACAGCUGUGCUGUGUUUGAUUAUAUGACAGCUCUUAGAGCUGGUGAUGUGAGAAGGGGCUCUUAAAGCGCUACCCUGCACAAUUAAAGCCCGAGUGUUUCAGGUUCAUUUUUCAAAAAAGAAUUAAAAAAAAUGCUGAAAAACAUACAUAAUCAGACGUGUAAAAGUUGAAAAAUAUUGUAUGUUUUGUUCUGAUUUUUUAUGUGUAAUAUAUUAAGACAGAGAUUAGCUGUAAGUAUAUGUAGUGCAUGGCAGUAUUGAUGACAGAUACAGUAUACUGUGUGUUGAGGUCCUGGGGAGUGGUCCUCUUACUAGAUUAUUUUAGCGGGAUUGUACAUUUCUAGUGUCUUCUUUGUGAUCUCGUGAUAUGAAGAAGAAAGAGUACUCAGAAUCUGGUCUGCUUUGUUGUCACACAGACUUGCUUUAACUGAAUCUUGGCUCUUCAUGCUCAUCUCCAUGCUUCACUGUUGUGUGAGCUGCAUGGACAAGAUGCUCUAUAUGUAAUAUAUGAAGUGUAAUAGUAUCUGAAAGGAAGAUGAUUGUGUUACUGUUUGCGUUCUAUGCACUCUGUCAUUUUGGAAGUUUAUUACCCUGAUAUUAUCGCUGUUAAGUCCCUGAAGCCAAUUCACACUGUUGCUGCACAAUGGGUUUUUUCGUAGAUUGAAGAUGAAGGGAGGUUUUGUCAUUCCAGAUGUAUCAUUCCACUCUCUCAUUUUACUGUAAAUAUAUGGAAGGAGAUCAGACUGUCAGUGGCCCAGCUUCAUUACCAACCAUCACCUCUCUGUCGUUUAUGUUUCAGUCUCUUUCCUAACCCCUAUUUCUCAUGUUUAUCCUCUCUUUCUAGUUGUGUCAGCAGUAUUUUACAAUGCAGUGCUCGUGUCAGCCCGUGUGUGUAUUUGAUAAACAGGUCUUGUUGGGCCUACAAAGAUCAAAGCAGUUUUCUAGAUUGUCCAGUCUCAUCUCCACACCCAUAUUUUUCUACAUGUUCUCUGUAUACAUGUACAGUGCUUCUGUUUGUCUUUACUUGCAUAUCUGUUGUCAAGUCUCUGAAUAGGCCUUGCAAAGAGGUGAAGAAGUGCAACACUAGGAGGACGACUGCAUGGAGACACAUUUUCUUCUCCCUUAAGUUAUUAAAGCCACCUGUAAACAUGAAUGUGACAUGCAUAUUGUGCAUUUAUGCCACAGAAAUACAACACACCCACUUCUACACAUUGUUACCCACAUGUACAGAAAUGCUGACUGAUGCUCUUAAUCAGGGGAAUGUCAAAUCUGUUUUGAUGCUCUCUGAGCGUCUUUGAAGGCUAGUGAUAAAAAAAAAAAUGCUUUUUUCCCUC